CCCCAGAAUGCACCCAUCGAAAUCGAAAGAAUAAACAUCGUCUGCUAGAAUCUGAAGUGAAGCGCGGUUGUCAAAGCCUAAGAUUUUGCCAUUGGUAUAUUUUUAGUAUUUUUUUGCAAAAGUACAUUGGCAAGUAAACCGUCUUUUUAAUUUUACUAGGAUUAAUUAAUUUUUAUUUAAGUAGCAUUACACUAUCUGUGAUGGAGACGGAAGCUGUACUGAACAACUUGGAGAAAUCGGUGAAAAGAACAGAUAGUCAUUUGGACAAAAUUGCAUGGAAAUUGGACGAAUGUGAAAAAGAAGUAAUCGACAUUACUUACGAUGAAAAUAAGGAAUCUGAGUCAGUCCUACAUCUGUUGGAGACCGUGACGCAAGUGAAGCAACAUUAUGAGAAUCUGCGCAAGGAGAUCUCCGAGGUACAGGAGCUACAGAAGCAGGUGCAGGACUCUCUGCGUGACAGCACUGCGCAGGUUCAGACUCGCUGCCGAGCAUUGCGGAUGAAACUUAUUGGCUAUCAAUAAACGCACACCAUUUAGUUACCUGUCAAUAUUCUAAAAUGUGUACCUUAAAUUAUUUUUAUUUAGUAUGUUAUUUACCUAUUCUAUAGAGGGCAUUAUGUAGUAGGCACUGAGCUCAAAAGUUAGGUCUUUAUACCUUAUAUGGUUAAUGUAACUUAUAACAUUACAUUCUAAACCUGUGAAAGUGCUAUGGACAUCAGUUGUUGGUUUUACAUACUCUGUAACAGUAUUAUCAGCCUUUUAUUAUUUUUAAUUAAUGUAUUGUGCGGUGAAAAAUAUAUGGUGUUUGUGUUAGUAAUAAAACUUUAUUAAAUAUU
Homalodisca vitripennis (glassy-winged sharpshooter) is the source of this 835-nucleotide messenger RNA. RefSeq lists its product as uncharacterized. The transcript is spliced from 3 exons. The coding region runs from base 201 to 521 and encodes 106 amino acids. The record is from RefSeq and is a predicted model, not a curated record. NCBI's taxonomy places the organism in Eukaryota, Metazoa, Arthropoda, Insecta, Hemiptera, Cicadellidae.